Bombyx mandarina (wild silkworm) is the source of this 1546-nucleotide messenger RNA. RefSeq lists its product as uncharacterized. NCBI's taxonomy places the organism in Eukaryota, Metazoa, Arthropoda, Insecta, Lepidoptera, Bombycidae. The record is from RefSeq and is a predicted model, not a curated record.
AUGGAUUUCAAACUGAAUGUGUUUUAUUUGUUAAUUUUAAUUCUUAGUAAUGUGCGUAACGGAGUUUCUGAAAUUACGGGCUCUACGAAAUCACCUACGAAGGCACAAACGCAAAAGACAGAUCCGGAAGGAGUACAUAUACCAAUUUAUGGAGUUGUCUUGAUAUCUAUCACUAUAAUCAUAUUGUGUAUUAUAAUAAUUUGUCUUGGUAUAGCUAUUUACAAGUUAAAAAACAAUAGAAAAGAAACAGCUAUUUCAAACUCGGAUAAUAAUGUCGGUGAUACAACAAUAGGACAGAAUAUAUCUAGUACAACAGAAAAAUACGUUAAACUGAAAUCUUUGAAACAGGAUAUGAGUAAUUAUGAUAUACAUAUUCACAGUACAUCGACAUUAUCUUUGUUAAAAGUGAAUGAAACUGAUACAUUAGCAAAUUUAAAUGAGGCUCAGUCCUCAUUACAGUUAAUAGAUGCAUCGAAAAAUCCAUUACAGUCAAUGUUAUCUGAAGAAUUGAGAAAAAAAUUUGAACUGAAAAAACAAAAAGACAUUGUACUUUUAAAUGAAAUAUCGGAACAGAUAAAAGGCGAAUCUAUAAAAAAAACUAUGAUAGAAAACGUGUCAAUAUUAAGUGAUUCAGGCAAUUCAAAACGUAUUGAUGACUCGAAAGAUAAUCACAGUGGCACUGAAAUUAAUGACACAAAUAUGCCUUUAACUUCAAAAAGGCUUUCGGACGAUGCUAUUGUAACUAUUUUAGUCACUGGUGUGAACGAAAACAAUGAUAAAACUGUACCGAAUCAUUUAACAAAAAGCGAUGUUUCAAAUUUAGCAUUUAAAACACUUCAGCAUGAAAAUAAUGAGUUAUUGAAGGUUAAAAGUUCACAUGAAAUUAGAACAGAACAACAAUGGCCUAUGCUCGUUAAAAAAAAAGAAUCAAAUGCUGGAUUAUCAAGAUCGGCAUGCGACUUAACCAGUGCUUCAUCUUUUAUGGGUUCUUAUGAUGAAUUACCUUCCCCUUUACCUUUGAAUUGUGAUAGUAAAAAAAUAAUGGAAGAUAAUAAUGUAUAUCAUACUAUACCACGUAGAAGAUCUUCGGUUCACCAUUUCUUUGUUGAAAAUUACGAUAUUCUGCCACCGAACGAAAGAAUUUCAUACGUAGAACCUUCUUAUUGUAACGCUAAAACGCCGAAAUUAGAAUUACCUACGGAAUAAAUAUUAUUAUUUUUUUCUUACCCCUGUUACUCUAGUUGGGGUUGGCACAGUGUUAGUUUAUGACAUUUUAUUUUGUAUAGAAUACAAUAUUGGUUUUAGCUCAGAAUCGAAAGGGUAGUUUCAUUGGGUUGAUGUGAACUCGAACAUACUGCAGUUAUAGUAAGCCCCUUUUUCUUCUGCAUUUAUUUGUGUAUGUUUUUAAAUAAAACAACCGCAAUAUUGUCCGAGACUGAUCUUGAAAACACUUCACAAUUUACGUGUCUAUUAAUCAGAAUAGUACAUAGGCUAUUGGAUAGUACUGUAAGGCGGCGGUUAGCGUCAGUCUCUUUCAAAAACACAA